AUGGAAGUGAACGACGCAGUCACUAAUAGUGAUGCUAAUGACAAUAAACCAACGGAAUCUUUACAACAAAAUAAAGAUUAUCAAAAAAAUGUUAUUGAGAAAUUCGAUGUCAAGAAGAUUUCUCCGUAUACAUCAGUAACCCAUGACGAAUUUGCCUACGACAAUAAAUCUGGUUUUAGAUCGUCAUCAAGAGAACAAAGUAACGAGGAGAGAUACCACUCAAAGUUAGAGGAAAUACAGAGUGAUAAGUUUUUGUCUGAUAGAAUAAGGAAUUCGCAAUUUGCUAACAAUAUAUCAACACAACCUACGGAAAACACUGUUUGUUCUUCCGUUUCAUCUUUGCGAGACAAAUCGGAUACAUUUUCGAGGCUAGUAAAUCAGUUCAAUCCUCCAAUUUUACUUCAGCCAACAGUCAAGGCGAAUGAUAUCUUGGACUUUUCAACACUUAUUUCGAAUUCUACUCUGUGGUUAGCCCAUUUGAUGAAAAGUCAAUCAUCAUUACCGCUUUCAACGUAUUCAAUUACAUGGCCUGUCAGUAGUUCGAGCUCUGCUCAUUUUUGUGAAGAUAUUCCAAGUUUUAAAAAUGACAAAAAUCAAACAGGAAAUGAAAAUUAUAUCAACCCAGAUUUUAAUCCUCAAUUAUUUUCAGAAAAUCUCACAUUCAAUUUUUGA
This is a messenger RNA of Heterobilharzia americana, 672 nucleotides long. NCBI's taxonomy places the organism in Eukaryota, Metazoa, Platyhelminthes, Trematoda, Strigeidida, Schistosomatidae. The record is from the annotation of a GenBank genome assembly.